This is a messenger RNA of Glycine soja, 3277 nucleotides long. RefSeq lists its product as uncharacterized. Gene Ontology annotation, biological process: autophagy. Gene Ontology annotation, molecular function: protein binding. The coding region runs from base 221 to 2647 and encodes 808 amino acids. Gene Ontology annotation, cellular component: intracellular membrane-bounded organelle. The transcript has 17 exons. Lineage: Eukaryota; Viridiplantae; Streptophyta; Magnoliopsida; Fabales; Fabaceae. The record is from RefSeq and is a predicted model, not a curated record.
GCGAGAAUUCCUUUUAGCGUCGUCUCGCUAGGUCUGUCUUCGAAAUCAAAGACGGAGGCUCUGAAAUAAUAAAAACCACGCACGCAUCGAAAGAAAGAGAGAGAAGAAGAAGAAGAAGAAAAGAGGGGUCUUCGAAGAAACCAUGAGUAUCCUCUCUCUCUAAACUCUCUCAGAUUCGAUCCUCUCUUCUCUUCUUUCAAUUCCGCUUCCCUCGCACUAAAUGACAGGGUUUCCUGGCCCUCGCCGCGAUCACGCUUCUUCUUCCUCCUCCUCGCACAAUUCCAACAGCAGUGGUAGCAACGUAUUUAAUUUGCUUGCAAGGAGGGAGAUCUCACCCCGAACAAGAUAUGUGGCAAAAUGGCAUUGGGGAGAACCCGGUGAAGCUUCAAAAUCAAAGUCUAUUCCUUAUUCUCGUCCUAAAAAAGAAGUUGUGAGAGAUGCAAGACGUGGUCUCCUCUCAUGGGUUGAGGCUGAGUCAUUGCGGCAUUUGUCUGCUAAGUAUUGUCCUUUGGUGCCUCCUCCAAGGUCUACUAUUGCAGCAGCAUUUAGCCCAGAUGGGAAAGUUCUUGCCUCCACACAUGGUGACCACACAGUAAAGAUAAUUGAUUGUGAAACUGGAAGUUGCUUAAAGGUGUUAGUUGGUCAUAGGAGAACGCCUUGGGUGGUUAGGUUCCAUCCAUUGCACCCACAUAUACUUGCUAGUGGGAGCUUGGAUCAAGAAGUUCGUUUAUGGGAUGCUAACACAUCAGAGUGCAUAAUAUCUCAUCAUUUCUAUCGUCCCAUUGCAUCUAUUGCUUUUCAUGCCAAAGGUGAAAUAAUUGCUGUUGCAUCUGGCCACAAGUUGUACAUAUGGCACCACAACAAGAAAGGUGAAGCAUCCUCUCCAAUAUUUGUGUUGAAGACAAAGCGCUCCCUUCGUGCUGUGCAUUUUCACCCUCAUGCCGCACCAUAUCUUUUAACUGCAGAGGUCAAUGAUCUUGAUUCUUCAGAUUCCUCAAUGACAGAGGCUACAUCUCUUGGUUAUUUACAAUAUCCUCCGCCUGCUGUUUUUGUCACAAAUAUUCAUCCUACAGAACAUAUUAAUUUGUCCAGCGAACUACCUUAUGUGUCAUUACCUUUCUAUGUAAUGCCUGCAUAUAAUGUUGAUGAGUCAAGAGCAGAACUACAGCAUGCUAGUCAUGAUGUUGUCUCAGGUAGCAUGCAAAUUGAGUCUUCUGCCAUGGUACAGUUGCAAGCAGACCCAAGUGCAGCAGAGCAUUAUGAGACUACAGUGUCUCCCAUGGAUACAUUCUCUGAGAUGCCCUCUAGCUCUCAAACUGGUGCAGAAUAUCCUGCUCAUACUGCUUUCUCUAAUGGAAUGGGAAUUGGCCUCAGUAAUCUCACAAUGGAUGGUAUGGAGACCGAUGAAACCAGACCUGCUGAAGGAAACCAACAUGGGAACUUGACUAAUACCUAUUCUCUUAAUGGCAUGCUACAUGGACUGUCUAGGCAAACUGCAAACCGUGGGGUUCCCUCAGAGUUUGGUCAAUUUCAUCAGUUUUUUCCUUCAAGAGAUCCAAGUGGAUGGGAGAUUCCUUUUCUCCAUGGAUGGAUAAUGGGUCAAAGCCAAGUUGGUGUUCCUUCAAUGCUUCCUCACAUGGGUGCUAGUCGUGACAAUCUAUCCCAACAGAUUGGUUCUUCUUCUUACAUAAUGGCAUCUAAUCAUUCCACUUCUAAUGUUGAUGCAGCGAUGCCAUCUUCAGCAAUACCUGGCAGCAUCAGCAUACCGGGUUCUUCAAUGAGAUCAGGUUUACGGAAUCACUUUUCACAAUCCCGUGUACCUGUAUCUGAAUCUGGCAAUCUUGCUGCUUCUAUUAAUACCCCACAUGAUGGAUUUGAUAUGCAAACCAUCGUAAGUCGAAUUCAGUCAGAACUUGCCACAUCAGUGGCUGCAACAGCUGCAGAGUUGCCUUGCACUGUGAAGUUAAGAGUGUGGUCACAUGACAUAAAAAAUCCCUGUGCCCCACUUAAUGCUGAUAGAUGUCGUCUAACCGUACCGCAUGCUGUCCUCUGCAGUGAAAUGGGUGCUCAUUUUUCACCAUGCGGUAGAUUUUUAGCUGCCUGUGUUGCAUGUAUGCUUCCCCAUAUAGAAGCAGAUCCAGGAUUACAAACUCCAGUACACCAAGAUCCUGGUGUUGCAACAUCACCAACCCGGCAUCCAAUUUCAGCACACCAAGUAAUGUAUGAGCUGCGCAUAUAUUCCCUCGAGGAGGCAACAUUUGGUUCGGUGCUUGCUUCACGAGCAAUUAGAGCAGCUCAUUGUCUGACUUCAAUUCAGUUCUCACCUACAUCUGAGCACAUACUACUUGCGUAUGGUCGGCGCCAUGGUUCUCUUCUUAAAAGUAUUGUCAUUGAUGGAGAAACAACAUUACCUAUAUAUACAGUGUUAGAGGUAUACAGAGUGUCAGAUAUGGAACUUGUUAGGGUGCUUCCUAGUGCAGAAGAUGAGGUCAAUGUGGCAUGCUUUCAUCCUUUUGCCGGAGGAGGACUAGUUUAUGGAACAAAGGAAGGAAAGCUUAGGGUCCUCCAGUAUGACGGUGCUCAUGCAGUGAAUGGCGCUGGACCAAGUUACUUUCCUGAGGAGACCAUCGUUGGAGUCAGUCAGUGAGCAAGAUAAAUGCUUGAUGAGUGAAACAAUCAAUGUCAGAUGAGGAUUAGGGGUAGGCUAUGCUGAUGAUGCAAUCUACUAAACUCAUGGUUUAGACAAAUGAUUGGACAUGUAAUUCAAAGAUCUGCUUCACAUCACUGUACAACUCAUCUGGAUAAUUAUAGAGAGAGGUGGACCUCUCAAGCAGUUGAGCUUUCUCACCAUAAGAUGUACUACUAUAUUGAGAGUAGAGAUUCUCUCAACUUGAUUUUUUAAUGAACAACACAACCAGUGAAGUUAUUGAAAAACCAAUUCAACCAUUUAAAGCUCAACUCUUGGGAGCUGUCUCUGCUGAUGAUCUGCACAAACGCAACACCAUAUUAUCCAAUGCUGAGCCCAUGCAACCGAUGGUGGUGGAACUUCACUCGCAUUAGCAAAAAUGUAUAUUUUUGUAUUAUCCAUGUAUGAAUAUGUACUAACAUUUUCCUUUGUUAACAUGUUUUCUUAUUUUCCCCUCCAACCCCUCCCCCUCCCCCUCCAACCCAUAAGUGGGCUUCUCUUUCUUACAUGUGUAGCUUUUAGUAGUUAAAGAAUUUUUUUUUUCUUAGUCCCUGGGAAAUUUUCAAACUACACGACAUGGCAUUAAUCACA